This is a messenger RNA of Nymphaea colorata (pocket water lily), 342 nucleotides long. The record is from the annotation of a RefSeq genome assembly. NCBI's taxonomy places the organism in Eukaryota, Viridiplantae, Streptophyta, Magnoliopsida, Nymphaeales, Nymphaeaceae.
AUGUUAACAAAUCGCCCGUUACCACCUCAUCUUACUAUUUAUAAGCCACAGCUCACUUCGACGUUUCCCAUUUCCCAUAGAAUUUCCGGGGCUUUCCUAGCCACUAUGGUUUUGUUUAGUCCUCUUCUUUGUCCGAAAAUGGGUUUGAUUAGCUUCACCUAUGAGAAUUUCUACCAAUCAUCGCCGUCUUUACCGAAGUUCAUCCUCAGCGCCGUCGAUCUGACUACCUUAGCGCUGUGCUAUCAUAUGAGUAAUGGAGUUCGUCAUUUAUGGCGGGAUUUUGCUGUUCGUCUCACAUCUUUCUUGGACAUCUAUCGAUUUGAUAGUUGGUUUUGCUAUUAG